CUCUGUGUCUCGAAGAUUUAUUUUCGAUUCUCAGAGCUCUGACUUACCUUGGUUGAUCAAACCUCGGAGUGUCAGUCAAAAAAAAAAAAAAAGGAAAAGGAUCGCAAAGCGGACUUUUGCUGUGGACUUAUAAAAGUCAAGCACACUUGCAAAUCGGGUGAUAUUAUUCAUUCAGCCGCACUUGAAUCCAAUUCAAGCAAGCAAAUUUGCACUCUUGUUUCUCCUCUGGUGAUUACUCGUUCAACAUGAAAGCACCGAAAUCCAAGACUAAGGCUCCCAAGGCCGACGACAAAGUUCUUAGCAAGGUCAAGAAUGGAGGCGUGACGAAGCCAUCUACUACACCUAAAGCCAAGAGCAAAGAAAUCGCCAAGAAAGUUGCUUCCAAAGCCGAAAAGAAGCUAGAGAAGAAAAAGAAGGCUCCUACACCGUCGGAAUCUUCAGAAUCCGAUAGCGACGAGGAAAUGAAGAGCGUUAGCUCCAGCAGCGAGAGCGAGAGUGAGAGCGAGAGCGAAGUGAACGUGCCAAAGGCUGCUGCUGACUCCGAAUCUGAAUCGGCAUCUGGAUCCGAAUCCGAGUCUGAAUCCUCGGAAAGUUCGUCGGAGGAGGAUGAGAAGCCUAUCCAGAAAAGCGGAAUGGCAAAGGUCGCAGAAAGCGAAAGCGAAAGCGAGAGUGAAAGUGAAAGCGAAGAAGAAUCGGAGUCUGAAGAAGAACAGAAGGUUGCCAAGAAAAAUGUAAAAGCAAGCCCAAGUGAAUCGGAGUCGGAUUCUGCCUCUCAGUCCGAAUCUGAAUCCGAAUCCGAGUCUGAGGAAGCUCCAGCUAAAGCCAAGAAAGCUACUAAGGAGGAAUCCGCCUCGGAAGAAUCUGAAGAAGAGUCUGAGGAAGAAAGUGGCAGCGAGGAAGAGUCAUCCGAAGAGUCCUCCAGCGAGGAAGCAGAGGAGCCAGCCAAGACUCAAAAACGCAAAGCUGAAUCCGACGAGACCCCAGUAGCGAAGAAGGUUAAGAAGGAGACCGCCGAUGAAGCCUCUGCCGAGAGCUCCAACCUCUUUGUCGGCAACCUGUCAUGGAAUGUCGACGAGGAAUGGCUGCGUUCCGAAUUUGAAAGUUUUGGCGAGCUUUCCGGUGUCCGCAUCGUCACCGACCGUGAUUCUGGGCGUUCCAGAGGAUUUGGUUAUGUUGAGUUCACCAAUGCUGAAGAUGCAUCCAAAGCCUUUAAGGCCAAGAAAGACGCGGAAAUCGAUGGACGCACGAUCAACCUCGAUUUCGCCAACGCUCGUCAGAAUGCUGGCGGAGCCAGGGACCGUGCCCAGUCGCGCGCUAAGAGCUUUGGUGAUCAGACCAGCCCGGAGAGUGAUACGCUGUUCAUUGGUAACAUCUCAUUCAACGCUGACGAGAACGCUGUCCAAGAGACAUUCUCGUCUCAUGGCUCCAUCCUCGGGAUCCGUUUGCCAACCGACCCCGAGUCUGGUCGUCCAAAGGGAUUCGGAUAUGUUCAGUUCUCCUCAGUGGAUGAGGCCCGUUCUGCCUUCAACGCCCUGCAGGGCACCGAGCUCGCUGGCCGUGCCAUGCGCUUGGACUUUAGCACCCCACGACAGAACUCUGGUGGCAGCUUCGGUGGCCGCGGCGGCCGUGGAGGCCGUGGCGGUGGCAGGGGCGGUGCCCGGGGUGGUGGACGUGGUGGACGCGGUGGUUUUGCAAGCCGGGGAGGGUUUGGAGAUUUCUCAGGGAAGAAAACUACCUUCUAGGCCACUCUGUUCGACCAAAGGGUGAAAUGGUGAAUCCCAUACUACUUUUCAGGUAAUGUAUCAGUAUGCUUGUUGUUUCGUUGGGCUACUAAAAAGUGUUCGGUUUUCUUCUCUUUGUCUAAUUUACAAUAUGCUCGUGUUGCUACUCCGGAAAUAUUAAUAGGACAGUAUGUUUGUAUGUACAAUCAAAAGAAGGGGAG
This is a messenger RNA of Coccidioides posadasii C735 delta SOWgp, 1942 nucleotides long. The record is from RefSeq and is a predicted model, not a curated record. Lineage: Eukaryota; Fungi; Ascomycota; Eurotiomycetes; Onygenales; Onygenaceae.